AUGGACCCUGAGGGCCAGGACCAUGACCUGGCUCGGGGCCCUUCUGUCAGCGUCACGGCUGCCGAGCACGAGAGCAGUGGUGACGAAGGGGUCGAGAAGCCCAGAACGCUACCUCCUGACUUACCAACAUCGCUAGACGACCGGCGCUCGUUUCCGAGCUAUAAUUCUGAGACCGAGAUAUACGAUGGAUGGCAGGGCCAGUCGCAAUUUCUCACCACUCCUAUGCCUACAAAACCCCUAUCAUUUAACCUAGCCCUUGAUGAUAUUAACUCCGAAGAAGACUUCUACAAUCCUCGACACCCGUCUCAGAGCCUGACGGGUGGUUCUCGACUACGUGACAGACCAAGCGAGUCAAACGAUGCCCGGCUGAUGGAAAUGUUGGCUGCUCAGGCGGCACAUCGGGAUGGAGACAAUGUCGAAGCGGACGAGGACGAUAUUGUGUCUGAUGAGAAGCUAUCCGAGCAGGAGAAGAAGGAAAUCCUCCAAAGAACCUUGAAUAUGGCGGCAAGUAACGGGGAUGUCACCCGGGUCAGAAAGCUGGUCACCGGCAAGGCUAUGAAAUAUAUCGAUAUUAAUGCGCCGGACGAGGAGGGUACUGCACCAUUGAUAUAUGCUAGCUGUUUUGGUCAUCAUGAAGUUGUAUCUGCUUUGCUUGAUGCGGGCGCAUUUGUCGACCAGCAGGACCGCAAUCAAUGGAGCGCUUUAAUGUGGGCUAUGACGAAUCGACAUAAAACUAUUGCGAAGAAUUUAUUGGAUCAUGGCGCGUCACCGGACAUCCGAUCGUCUUCUGGCGGGACAGCUUUCGACUUCGUUCAGCCUGGAACAGACAUCUCCAAAUACCUUUACGAAAAUGGCUAUAAAGUUGGGUCUACAACUGGCGGGGCCGACUUUUACGACUCAGGAUUCGCACACAAUCGAUUUGAAGAGGAAAUGGCCGAAAACGAGAUGAAGAGAAGGAUGAUGAUGGAAGAGAGUGCUAUCAACCUGGAAGUUGAUUUGUCGAGCUUGGGUCUUAAUGAGAAACACGACGACUCACCGGACGAAUACGAGGAACAGCCCGAAUUUGUCUGGGAUCGCUGCCUGAAUGACCAAAUGUUUGUAUUUCAGGAGAACGAGUUGGAGCGAAUAUUGGACAUUGUUAUAACCAAUAUGACACCACAACGGUCUCCUUCCCAAAAGCCUGUUCCCGCAAAUUUACUCUUCCUUUGCGCACGAUACGCGCACUAUUAUGCCAGCCCUGACCUCCUGCAGACACUUCUUCAUUCUGCAACUGAUCGUAUCAAUCGUGUGGUAGAAAAGCACCAGUGGGAUAUGACCAUACUGGCAUUCUGGAUAUCAAAUGCCACUUUACUACUGCAUUACUUAAAGAAGGAUGCCGGACUGGUUGAAGCUACAGUGGAGUUCCAGCUUCACCUCGCAGAGCUGAUUAAUGAAAUAUUUAUCCUUAUUAUCCGCGACGCUGAGCGCCGCAUAGAUAAAAUUUUGGACACCGCAAUGCUUGACCAUGAAACAAUACCCGGUUUUGAAGAUGUUCAGUUCCAAAACGAAUGGAAGCUUUUCAGAACCAAAUCAAAGGUAAAACCAGAGCCUAUGGAGAAACGAUAUCGACCACCCUCGCCCAAGAAACGGGCAGAAAUUGCACCCCGGAAUGUGACAUCUCUAUUAUCGUCAACACUCUUUGUGCUAGAUCUAUAUGAUGUGCACUCCAUCAUCACAACCCAAAUUAUAGCACAGCUAUUUUACUGGCUUGGAUCCGAACUUUUCAACCGUAUAAUGACUACGAAGCACUAUCUUGCGCGCACUAAGGCUAUGCAGAUCAGGAUGAAUGUAUCCGCCUUGGAGGACUGGGCACGAACAAACAACCGGCAACCUGAGCAUUACGAAAACGGAUCCGCGACCUGCACUGGAGAAAACACUGUUGAAUCCGCUCGUAGGCACCUUGAACCGCUCAUCGAACUGCUACAGUGGCUACAAUGUUUCUCAUCAUUGGGUGAAGAUAUGGACUCACUUAUAGAGACACUCGAGCAGCUUCAGCGCCUCACGCCAAACCAGCUUCUUCACGCCGUAAAGCUCUAUCGAUCCGAGGUGGGAGAAAAGGGCCUCUCCAAGAGCGCAAUGAAGCUCCUAAUCUCACUGCAAAAUGACCCAUCUCAGUUACGGCAGAUCCUCGAUCAACAUCGACAGCACUCCAAGCCCAUCGGUUCCCCAGCUACAGACCAAGGGAAGGAUGAGACAAAGCCAACCGAAGAACCACAAACCCCUCGGACACCUAGAGCAUUACAACCCCCAUCAUCACCAAGUGGAUCUAACUCGCCCGCGCCACCCCCAUCAUCACAAAUAACCAUCCCAAAGAACGCCCCACUCCUUCUUGACCCUUCACUCACAUUACCUUUCCAGCUCCCAACCAGCACCGACAUGCUAGUCAGUUACGGAGCCGGUUUUGGUGGAGUAAACCGCGAGCGUGCAAGGAAAUAUAUACCUACUGUGCCUACGGAGUUUCUCGUCAAAUUCGAUCGCGAGUGA
Trichophyton rubrum CBS 118892 is the source of this 2523-nucleotide messenger RNA. RefSeq lists its product as uncharacterized. The transcript has 4 exons. The coding region runs from base 1 to 2523 and encodes 840 amino acids. The record is from RefSeq and is a predicted model, not a curated record. Lineage: Eukaryota; Fungi; Ascomycota; Eurotiomycetes; Onygenales; Arthrodermataceae. Gene Ontology annotation, molecular function: GTPase binding.